AGUCGCGUCUCUGCAACUUAAGUCACUUUCUCCUCGGCUCCUAAAACAAGUCCGACUGCAUCUACAAACGGUGUUUCCCAUUUCAUAGGACAUGGCGUCCUUCGAUCUUCAAGAAGAACUUCAGGCACUACUAGACAUAUCAGACUAUGACAUUCCAAACGAACAUAACAUCUCUUCAUCAGAUCCACGCUCAAUAAAUGCCAUUUUAGAGCGUGCGGUCGAAGCUCUUGCAGAGUCUACGGAUGCAAUCACUGAGCCAGAAGUCUUUGACGCGUAUCGAAGCCUGCUCAAACACGCGGAAAGCCUCCAAGGUGUUAUCAUGAGCAAGAUGCUAGAUUCCAUAUCCUCUGCAUUCCAGGCCCAGGUAGAAGCUGCCCUCAAGGAUGUCGAACAUGAAGAUCCUCAAACAUUCAUGGCUCAUAAGACCCCACUCGAGAUGUAUGCUUUCCUGCUGCAUUGGUUUGUCUCUGCUGCGGAGAAAGUCAAAUCUUCCGGAGAGGAAGAGGCCCCUGCGCCGCCGCCCAAGUCACGACGUGGUAAAGGCGGAAAGGCUGCCACUUCCCGUGCCGCUGCUGCCAAAGGGUGGACGUGGGAGGACCAGAUCCCGAACACACUUGCCGUGAUAAGUAGAGUUCUGCGACUCAAGACGCAAAGAAUAUGGACGACUACUGCUGAUAAGGACACGUUCAUCAAUUGCGUUACUCGCCCAGCUUACCACAUUACUGAAUCCGAACAGUAUAUGAAACAACAGACUAUUCGCCUCGGUGUUUACAAAGUCAUCUGUCUCGCGGUCAAACACCAUGGACAUUCCCUGGCUGCUCAAAUCACCAUCAUGCAGUCCCUGCAGUACUACGAACAUCUUUCCGAACCUAUGGCGGAAUGCCUCACUGUCCUUGCGAAGGAGUUUGACCACGCUCAGUUGGGCGAUGAGAUUCUACGAGAAAUUGCUGGGAAGAGUUUCAACGCUCAAGACUCGAAAGGGCCUCGUGCAUUCUCGAGGUUUCUCAUCAAAUUUGCAGAACUAUCACCGCGCUCUGUGUUAAAACAGAUAUCGCUGUUGCUCUCGCAUCUCGACUCCGAGUCAUACCCUAUGCGCAUGGCCCUGGUAGAAGUCAUUGGGUGCCUCAUCCGCGAACUUGUCUCAUCUGACGUUAACGGCGACACGCAACAACAACUCCAAAAGCAAAUCACAGGUCUCUACGACCUUCUGCUUGAAAGAACUCUCGAUCUCUCUUCCUACGUUCGAACUAAGGUCCUCUCAGUCCUGGCCAAACUAUGCGACCUUCCCGUCAAGUUCCCAAAACAGCGUCUAGCAAUCACCGGAGCUGCAGUAGCCUCCUUGGAAGAUAAAGCGAGUGGCGUACGCAAAGGCGCCGUGAUGCUUUUGGUGAAGUUGAUUGUUACCCAUCCAUAUGGGCUAAUGCAUGGGGGAUUGUUGAGCCUGAGGGAAUGGGAGGCGAGGUAUAAGGAAGCCUCCGAUGAGCUGCAGAAGAUUGGUGCCAAAGUGGGGAAAGCUGUUGAGAGGGAUGACGAUGAGGAAGUUGAUGGCGAGGAGCAUGAGAAUGGAGAGGAGGUUGAAGGUGACGCCGAGGAUGGCGAGGGUUCGCCGAGUCGCAAACAGAAAAGCGCUAGAGCUGACGACGAAAUGGACGUUGAUGAGGAGGGCGAGGGUGAGGAUGAAGGUGGCGAUGAAGAUGAGAUGGAUCAAGAUGGUGAAGGUUCACAACCGCGCACGCCCAAGAAGAAAGGCAAGAAGAAACGUCGCAAAUCCGAGAUAGACUUGAUCGCUCUAGCAAACGAACAAGAAGCUCUUGCGACGCUCACUAGCAACGAAGUCCUGCAUUUGAAACUUCGCAAGCGUUACUAUGCUGAGGCUUUGAACUUCGUGAGGCAGAUCGAGCAUGAUGGGAUGGAAACUGUCCAGAAGUUAUUAGCGUCGACAAACAAAUUGGAAGUCUUGGAGGCUAUCGAGUUCUUCAGGGUGACGUACGAGUAUGCAUUCGACGGUGCUGAGGCUGGAAUUCGCAAGAUGCUUCACCUCAUUUGGCAGAAAGACAACUCUUCUACUGGAGAAGAUGGGAAGGAGAUCAAGGGCGUUCGUUCACGUCUCCUUGAAUGUUACAAAAGCUUGUAUUUCGAAGCACUCGCUGACAUGGAGCCGAAACAGCAAGUCAACCGCAUUGCUAAGAACAUGAUUGAGCAAACCUACCAUGCUACUUUGGCUGAGCUGACCAGUUUGGAAGAGAUGAUGCGUAUCAUGAUGGAAGACCGCCAAGUUCAUCAAGAUGUCAUUGGAAAACUGUGGCAGGUUUACAGCUCGGAGCGACCGCUCCCUCGAAUGCAGAGGCGCGGAGCCAUCAUAAUUCUUGGCAUGCUCGCUCUCGCCAAACGCUCAGUCGUUUCAGAGCGAGUGGAGGUGCUCGUGAAGAUCGGCCUCGGUAACUUGGGAAAGGCUGACUUGACGCUUGCUCGAUAUACCUGUGUUGCUCUGCAACGGCUUAAUGGUAGUGUAAAGAAAGUCAAAGGUUCGCUUUUUAACGAAAAUAUUCGUCUUGAAAUGGACAACCCCAUCUUUCGUAAGCUCCAAGAUGCCAUCGAACAACCGUGUCGCUCCAAGGAAUGGUUUGGAAUGGCUGAGCAAGCGAUCAAUACCAUAUACGCACUCGCUCAACGACCUGACAUCUUAUGUGACAACAUCAUCAAGAACCUCACGAGGCGGGCGUUCACCCCGAAGAAGGCCGACAAGCAAAAGGCCAGUUCGCAAGAUCCGGAUGCGAUGGUCGACGAACAAGACCCAGAGGAGGCGAACCGUACGGCCACUCAGGGCGGGGAUGCUGAAGACAAAGAUGUAGGCGAUGCCUUCGAGCUCAGCCAACUUCUCUUUAUUGUCGGACACGUUGCAAUCAAGCAUAUCGUCUAUCUUGAACUAGUGGAGCGCGAAUGGAAACGCCAGAAACAUGAACGGGAACAGGCUGAAAAGCUCGCAGCAAAUCGCAGCAGUCCCACACGGGCAUCCAAGGACACUGAAGAAUUGGACCAGGUUGCUGGUAACGCCGAAGACGAGAUCGGUGAACGCAUUGCAGGAAUAAGGGAGACAGAGCUAUUAUAUGGCCCCGAUUCGCUGCUAGCAACAUAUGGCCCAAUGAUCGUUCACAUUUGCGGUAGCCCUCAUAAGUUCAAGAAUCGUACCUUGCGUGCUGCAGCGACAUUAGCAUUUAGCAAAUUCCUUUGCGUCAGCUCCCAGUUCUGCGAUCAACAUCAUCGUCUGCUUUUCAAGAUUCUUGAAACGUCGAAGGACGCAAGUAUCCGAAGCAAUACUGUCAUUGCUCUCGGAGACGUUGCAGUCUCCUUCAGCAGUAUCAUCGACGAGAACAGUAACGAGCUGUACAAAGGCCUGUCGGAUGCAGAUCUUACGGUCAAGAAGAAUACGCUCAUGGUUCUGACCCAUCUCAUUCUAAACGGCAUGAUCAAAGUCAAAGGUCAACUAGGAGAGAUGGCGAAGUGCCUGGAAGACCAAGACGAGCGUAUCUCUGAGUUGGCGAAGCUGUUUUUCUCAGAACUCUCGACCAAAGAGAAUGCUAUUUACAAUAACUUGCCUGACGUCAUCAGUCACUUGUCCGUUGGUGCACAUUCGGUCAGCGAAGAGAUCUUCGAGAGCACAAUGAAGUACAUUUUUACAUUCAUUGAAAAGGAGAAACAAGCCGAAUCGAUCGUCGAGAAGCUCUGCCAACGUUUCCGAUUGUCGGAAGAUCCACGACAGUGGCGCGAUAUCGCCUACUGCUUAUCGCUGCUACCGUUCAAGUCAGAGCGGUCGGUGAAGAAACUCGUGGAAGGACUUCCGUUUUACCGCGACAAGCUUCACGAGGAGACGGUCUUCACUCGCUUCCAGGAGAUCCUCACCAAAGCUCGUCAAAACAAAUCGUCGAAUAAACCCGAUGCUGAGCUGAACGAGUUUGAGGCGAUCCUAGAGGAGCACAAGAGGCAAGGUGAAGAAGAUCAAGCAUUUGAGAAGAGGGUCGAAGGGAAGAAAGCUCAGGCGAAGAAACGUGCAACUCGUCGAUCUGCAAGAAAGAAGCCGGUUGAAGUGGAGGAAGACUCGGAGUGAAUGUCAUUCCGUUCACUGAAGUAUCCUACUGUAUAGUAGUAUUGUGUUUGUAUCAUCAUUUCUUGAAUCCGGUGUAUCCAUACAACUCGUAAGUCUCAAAGAGAUGUGGCGCAGCGUCUCAGAUGUUGCAAAACCGGCGGGAAGUAAAGAUAGAUUGUUAACAGAAUACAUCAACACAAGAUAUACACAACAU
Somion occarium is the source of this 4298-nucleotide messenger RNA. The record is from the annotation of a GenBank genome assembly. Lineage: Eukaryota; Fungi; Basidiomycota; Agaricomycetes; Polyporales; Cerrenaceae.